AUGGAAAAUUUUGAAAAUAAAGUAAAAGGGUUGACUCCAAAAGCAUUGUCAUCCACUCGUUGGGAGAGUCGUGUAGAAAGUGUCAAAGCUAUAAGAACUCAAAUGUCAGAUUUUACAGAAGCUUUACUUGAAGUGUCAGAAAAUGAUCUCGAUCCUAAAAUACAAAAUGAAGCUAAAUCCUUAGCAACAAAUGAGCUUGGUGAUUUUGAGUUUUUUAUGGCUAUAAUUAUUUGGUUUGAAAUAUUAUCUGCAAUUGAUUUUGUUAGCAAGCUUUUAAAGGUGAAGGAUAUGCUUAUUGAUGUUGCUAUGAAAAAAAAUAAAUUUGAUGAGAAUUUGAAUUCUCCAGCAGUCGAGUUAUCUGAAGAGAAAUCUUUCAGGGUUAAUUAUUUUCUUUACCUUGUUGAUCAAGCUCUUGUUUCUCUUACUAAGAGAUUUGAGCAAUACCAAGAGUAUGAAAGUAUUAGCAAUUUUUGGCAAGUUGGAAUGAAGAGAAAUCAUAAGAACAAGCUUGCAAGGAGGAUGGAAGACCAAAAGAAGAAGAUUUGCACAAGAAGGUCCGCUCAGCGGAGCUUAAGCGGAGGCAGGCAGAAACUUUUGGUCACCAAGCCCGCUCAACGGACCUCUAGCGGAGCUGGACAGAGGCGAGCAACAAAUUUGGUUCCGCUUAGCGGACCCCCUCUGCUCAGCGGACCUUGA
Vicia villosa (hairy vetch) is the source of this 696-nucleotide messenger RNA. RefSeq lists its product as uncharacterized. The record is from RefSeq and is a predicted model, not a curated record. NCBI's taxonomy places the organism in Eukaryota, Viridiplantae, Streptophyta, Magnoliopsida, Fabales, Fabaceae. The transcript has 3 exons. The coding region runs from base 1 to 696 and encodes 231 amino acids.